AUGGCGUUGGCGUUUGAGGGCUUCUCCAUCCGAGAGUAUGCUUCCAAGAUGAGGACUGUGGAUGUUGCGAAGUGCUGGCCGUUUUCUGAGGCAAACAAAGAAGUUGUGGAGGCAUUACUACCUCCGAUCACGGUCAAGAAGUUCAACUGGUGGCGCGACGAGGUCGACCUUGUGAGAUUCAGCUGUGUUGACAAAGAUGAGUUCAAGGUGGUCCAAGGAGAGGCAUCCAAAUCAACCCAAAAUGAAAGCGUUGUGGAAGAUAGAAAAGGUGAAGAUGAAACAAUUGAGGGGGCUGUAGAGUCAUCGGAGAAGGCUUUGGGUUCAGACGGCAGGAAAUUGGAGUUGAUUUGUCCGGUUCGGCGUGUUUUUAAGGCAGCGACAGUGAAGGUUAUGAAUGCGCAUGUGGGUGGUUCUCUUUCUCAUAGGGCGAGGGAGGAGAGUAAGAAGCAGAUGAAAGUGAAGACGAGGGCGAAAUCGAAGGCUAAGGCGCCCAAGAAGAGGUCGAUAGUUGAGAUUUUUGCGGUGGCGCCGCAGGUGGAGAGGGUAGAUGAUGACGACGAUGAGAACGAAGAAGAAGACGAGGAUGAUGAUAAUGGUCAUGCUAAUGAGUAUUAUGGUGAAAACGUUCCGGCUUUGGCUGAUAUCCUACUGGAGAUUAAAAGCAAGAAAAAUAGGAAGAAGAAGACACCCAAAUGGAAGGAUGAAACCUUGGCAAUUUUGAGCAAGUUGAAGAAGAAGAAGAAGGCGUCCAAAUUCAAGAAUAAGGGUAAGAAGGAAAGUGGUAGCAGCGGUAUAAUGGUUGGUUCAAUUACAAAUAAGUUCGAGGUCAAGAGGGACCUACAAGCUGCAAUUUAUGGUUUGGAUUCUUUGGAACUAUCUCAGAUGGGAAUGUAA
This is a messenger RNA of Ilex paraguariensis (yerba mate), 894 nucleotides long. The record is from the annotation of a GenBank genome assembly. NCBI's taxonomy places the organism in Eukaryota, Viridiplantae, Streptophyta, Magnoliopsida, Aquifoliales, Aquifoliaceae.